CACAACAUAUAUAGUGUCUUGUACUCUGAAGCUACUGGCGCUGCAGUCAAUCAAUUACUCCUAAGUUAAUUUAUUAGCACCAGCAUGGCAGCAAUGAGCGACACUACCAGGAACCGGACGUUCCCGCAUGGUAACGACAAUGACGACGCGACGGCGCCGCCCUCACCCUCGCCGCCGGAGACGGUGUACUACGAGGGGUGCCCGGGGUGCGCCAUGGAGCGUAAGAAGGAGAACAACACGGGCACGCCCUACAAGGAGUUCUUCUACGUCGGGGUCACCACCCUCGCCUCGGCUCUACCAAUAUCAUCACUCUUCCCAUUCUUGUACUUCAUGAUACAAGAUAUGCAUGUGGCAAAAAACGAACAAGACAUCGGUGUGUAUGCUGGUCUUCUUGGUGCAUCGUACAUGAUCGGCAGAUGUUUUGCCUCGCUCUUCUGGGGUGUGGUGGCAGAUCGUAUUGGGAGAAAACCUAUCAUUGCAUUCUCCAUGUUCUCAGUGGUCAUCUUUAACACUCUAUUUGGACUAAGUGUAAAGUAUUGGAUGGCGAUUGCCACAAGAAUGCUCCUUGGUUCUAUGAAUGGCAUGCUUGCCCCAAUAAAGGCUUAUUCAGUUGAAGUUUGUCGACCUGAACAUCAUGCUCUAGGAUUAUCAGUUGUAAGCACGGGUUGGGGCAUAGGUCUUGUUGUCGGUCCAGCCAUUGGAGGCUACUUAGCACAGCCUGCAAAGCAAUAUCCAAACCUAUUUUCUGAGAAUUCGAUUUUUGGAAGGUUUCCUUAUUUGUUGCCGUGCCUUUUUAUUUCACUGAUCGCCUUUGCUGUUCUAAUAAGCUGCAUAUGGCUACCGGAGACACUUCAUAUGCAUAAAAACUUAGAAAGGGAAGUAGAAAUGGUUGGUGAUUCAAGAGCUGCUCCCCAUAGAGAAGUUCCACAUCCAGAGAAGAGUCUAUACAAGAACUGGCCGUUGAUGUCUUCUAUAAUUGCAUAUUGUGUUUUCACCCUUCAUGAUACAGCAUACAGUGAGAUAUUUUCCUUGUGGGCUGUAAGUGAAAAGAAGUAUGGCGGACUAAACUUUUCAUCUAAAGAUGUUGGCCAAGUUCUUGCAGUUUCAGGUGCUGGUCUUCUUUUGUAUCAAAUAUUUGUUUAUAGACACGUCCACAAAUAUCUUGGGUCUAUCAUUUCAUCCCGUAUUGCAGCUGCUCUAUCCAUACCACUUCUUGCUACUUACCCCUUCAUGACACACCUAUCAGGGACCAAACUCGGACUAGCCAUUUAUUUCGCUGCCGUUAUAAAGGGUGCUUUUGCCACGACUAUCUUAACGGGCACUUGUAUUCUGCAAAACAGUGCUGUGUCACAAAAUCAAAGAGGUGCUGCAAAUGGCAUAUCUACGACUGCAAUGUCCCUCUUCAAGGCUAUUGCUCCAGCAGGAGCAGGUGUUCUGUUCUCAUGGGCCCAAAAGCGCCAACAUGCUGCUUUCUUUCCAGGGGAUCAAAUGAUAUUCCUGAUUUUGAAUUUAGUCGAAGUAAUUGGGCUUGUGCUGACCUUCAAGCCAUUCCUAGCAGUUCCAAAGCAAUAUGAUUUUAAGUAGCAGCUGGAACCCCCAAAGCAGUGGAACAAUGAAUGGUGUGAAAAGUUACAACCAUGUUUUAGCUUGCAAAAAAUGCGUAGAAGUCCCAAUCCUCAAUCCAGCCCCGUGUUGUGCAGAGAGCCAGUGAUUAUACUUGUACAGUAUUAAAAUAAGGAAGACACUUAGUAUGAUAUACUGAAUAUGCAUCCUUAAUGUAAUACCCUGAACUGUGAGAUACUGUGUAAACCUUUUUCCAUACAGAGGACUAUUUUA
Molecule: messenger RNA, 1836 nt
Organism: Aegilops tauschii subsp. strangulata
Lineage: Eukaryota; Viridiplantae; Streptophyta; Magnoliopsida; Poales; Poaceae
Product: protein ZINC INDUCED FACILITATOR-LIKE 1
Biological process (GO): transmembrane transport
Molecular function (GO): transmembrane transporter activity
Source: RefSeq, a predicted model, not a curated record